Molecule: messenger RNA, 3309 nt
Organism: Striga hermonthica
Lineage: Eukaryota; Viridiplantae; Streptophyta; Magnoliopsida; Lamiales; Orobanchaceae
Source: the annotation of a GenBank genome assembly
AUGGCCACCGCCCACCUCCGCAUCCUCCUUCUCCUCCUCCUCACCCUCCGCCCCUUAUCGUCCACCGACCGCCUACUCCACCGCCGCGUCCUCCACCAGCCAUUCCAACCCCAGGGCCCCGCAGUCCCUUCCAACCCUCCCAGCCCCUCCCCGCCGGCGCCCCCCAACUACCCAUUCACCGGUUCGAACCCCGAAGGCUCCCCCCCUUUCUUCCCGUUCUCCAACCCAUCAACUCCGCCGCCGCCCCCCGCCUCCUUCGCCUCCUUCCCUGCCAACAUCUCCUCCCUCAGCGUCCCCCGCCCCUCCAGGUCCGACUCCGCCUCGUCCAAGCUCGUCAUUGCGGCCGUCGCAGCCGUCGUCGCCGCCGUGGCCGUCGUCUCCCUUGCCGUCUUCCUCCACCUCCGGCGGCGCACCGGGACCGACGGAUCUUCGUCCUUCGACCAGUGCAAAACCCACAGAUCUGACAGCAGCAGCAGCGUUUCGUUCAACCAGGCUACGCCGGCUGCCCUCAGCCACAUCCCCAAGCUUCAGAGACCUUCGCAGCCCAGCUCGGAGUUCCUGUACCUAGGCACUCUGGUCAGCGCACACGCCCCCGGCGGCGGAGCUGCUUUCAACAGCGUAGCUGGCACCGUCACAGCUAACUUCACCAACAACGGUCCUUCCAAUCUCCGGAAAACGGACUCACCGGAGCUCCGCCCGCUGCCGCCGCUGAACACGCGGCAGGUGUUCCGGCAGAAUCUCCGGGACAACAACGGCGACGCGGCGUCGAGCAGAGAGGACGAGAGCGAGGAAUUCUACUCUCCCAAAAACUCCAUUAAUGGCCGCGAGAACUCGAUUGACACUGGAUCCGCUUCCAGAACAGCCUUCCCCGCAAUUAAUUUUGAGAAUUUCAACGAACCCACAUCCAAUUCGUCGUCCACUUACUCCUCUUCUUCUUCGGUCCCCGGAUCGGGCUCGGGAUCCCCGGUGAGGUCCGUGUCAUUGAGUCUCUCUCCGGCGAACAAUCUCAGCCCUAGAAGCCCCAUUCCCAAAUCCCCGGACUUAAUCGAAAUUCAAACUAUCGGGCCACUGCCUGCGCAGAUGCCUCCGCCGGCGGGGACGCCAGGGCCGUUGUUUCAAGGAUCCUCAUCCCCGUCGCCUGCGAGCUCAUCUUCACCGGAGAGAAACUCUAGGAGAAGCGAGGAGUCAUUUCCGACGGGUUCUAAUGUCUCCGACCAUAAUUUAGAGCACGCACUGAACAUUACCACUGCUCGACCGCCAUCAACUCCUGAAAGUGACAAAUCCUCUCCUCGGACCUCGAAUGUCGUGACGCCGGCACAGCCAGAAUCCCAACCAGGGUCGCCCUUAAGUUUAUCUUCCCCAGAAAGACACUUGCAAUCAUCAAUCAGAAUCUCAAAUGUCUCAGAUCAGAAUGUAGAAUCCCCGGCAGCAAUUAGCAGCCCUGUCCGGCAAGCAUCCCCAAUGAAUUCCAAAGUGAACUCGCCGGUGAGAAUUACCAAUGCUGAACAUCAUAACCGCACAGGAUGUGUACAAAAGUACUCAGAAUCAUUGCCUACAAUCUCAUACGUUCCAGAUCAGAAUUUGCUGGAAAAAUAUCCGACCAGUGAAGAAUCAUCACCAAGGACAUCAAUAAGCUCACGUCAAGAAGUCGAGCCGGCUACUAAAAUUAGCAGCCCAGUUCAGCAUAUCACCGGCAAUACUGUCAUUCCGGUAGUGCCUCCACCGCCACCUCCAUUGCCGCCAAGUAAGCUAUGGGGAAGCCCAAAAACUCCUACACCGCCGCCAAAAAGGCUCGGUGGGCCACCGGUUUCGAUAAAGCCCUUAAGACCGAUUGUUGUUGAGAGUCUAGCUUCAAUUUCUCCAAUUGAGUUGCCGUCGAGUGAUCCACAGUUAGUUAAUCAUGACGAGGAGGGAUUAGAGUUUCCAAAUAAAGGAUCCGAGUGCUCAAGUGAAGAUAUCGACCGGAAUGUGGAUAAUAAUGGUUCGAAACCUAAACUGAAGCCUUUGCAUUGGGAUAAAGUAAGAGCGAGUUCCGACCGGGAGAUGGUGUGGGAUCAGUUCAAAUCCAGCUCUUUUAAAUUGAAUGAGGAGAUGAUUGAGACGUUAUUUGUUGUAAACACACCAAAACCAAAACCGAACCCGAACGAAACAACUCGAUGGCAGGUUCUUCCCUCGCCUGGUCAAGACAAUGGUGAUCAUCGAGUUCUUGAUCCGAAAAAGUCUCAAAAUGUUGCUAUCCUGUUGAAAGCACUCCAUGUUACUGUAGAUGAAGUUUGUGAAGGUCUUCUGGAAGGGAAUGCCGAUAUUCUUGGUACUGAACUUCUCGAAAGUUUGUUGAAAAUGGCUCCAACUAAGGAAGAAGAACGCAAGCUUAAAGAAUACAGCGAUGAUUCCCCAUUAAUCAAACUUGGUGCUGCCGAGAGAUUUCUGAAAGCUGUUGUUGAUAUACCUUACGCAUUCAAACGAGUCGAGGCUAUGCUAUAUAUAUCCAAUUUCGACUCGGAGGUUGAGUACCUCAGAAAGUCAUUUGCAACUUUGGAGGCUGCCUGUGAAGAACUCAGGAACAGCAGAAUGUUCCAGAAGCUUCUAGAAGCCGUCCUCAAAACCGGGAAUCGCAUGAACGUGGGAACCAACCGAGGGGACGCUCAUGCGUUCAAGCUCGACACUCUUCUCAAGCUCAUUGAUAUCAAAGCUGCCGAUGGCAAAACAACCCUUCUCCACUUUGUCGUGCACGAGAUUAUACGAGCCGAAACCUCGACGAACGAUGAUGCCAGGUGCCGAAAACUCGGCCUCCAGGUCGUCUCGUCACUCGGCUCCGAGCUUUCGAAUGUGAAGAAAGCUGCCGUCAUGGAUGCUGAUGUGCUCGGAAGUGAUGUCAGCAAGUUAUUGAAAGGCAUCGAUAGUAUUCGGGAGAUUACUAAUAUGAUCAUGUUGUUAGGGGAAGGAAAGUUUGUGGAGAAUGUGGGCUUUUUCGUGAGGCGGGCCGAGGAGGAGAUUUUUCGGGUUCGGGCCCAAGAGAGUUUGGCGAUGUCACUGGUAAAGGAGAUCACGGAGUAUUUUCAUGGGAACUCGGCGAAAGAGGAAGCCCACCCGUUUAGGAUUUUUACGGUCGUGAGGGAUUUUCUAGGGGUUUUGGACCGGGUUUGCCGAGAGGUCGGGUCGGUGAAUGAGCGAACCAUGGUUAGCUCGGCCCACCGGUUUCCAGUCCCGGUUAAUCCGAUGCUGCAGCAGGUAUCAGUGGGGUUUCAGGCUAGGAAGUGUGGCUCAUCUGGUGAAGAUGAUGAUGAGAAGCUUCAAUUUGGUGGUUAA